AUGUGGGUGACUUGUACAGCUUUUGUUCUGCUCAUCCAAACACUCCAGUGUUUGGCUUCAGAUGAUUCACCAUUUCAACUUACUAACAAGGCCACAGGUUUUUGUUUGGUUAAAGCUCAUGACUAUUGCUUAGAAAUACGCUGGACAACUGGUGACCGACUUCUGGUUCCCUGGAGGAACAAGUGCCUGGGAGUCCAAGGGAAAAGUGUUGGAAGUGAAAUAAGUGUCUACGACUGUGACGAAAACAGCGAACUCCAAAAAUGGGAAUGCAAGAAUGGAACACUGCUCGCCCUCAAAGGCCAAGAGCUUUACAUUGAGCUCACUGCAGAUAACACAGCUAUUCUCUCUAAAACAAUAGGACCCAACAACCACCUUACAAUUUCAGGGACAUCCAGUGGUGCUUGCACAAAAACAUACAGAGCACUUUACACCAUUGGAGGAAAUGCAUAUGGCCAACCUUGCAUGUUUCCCUUUCUGUACAAAGACCAUUGGUACAGUGACUGCACUAAGGCUGACUCCCGUGUACUUUGGUGUGCGACUCAAACAAAAUAUGAAAAUGAACUCUGGGGAUUUUGCCCAACUAAUAGCAAAACAAGCUGGGCCAAACACUCAACAACAGGAGAUUCGUACCAGUUAAACACACAGUCAGCUCUGACUUGGUCCCAGGCUGAAGCCAGCUGCAAACAGCAGGCUGCUUCCCUGCUCAGCAUCACUGAUCCAAAUGAGCAGGCUUAUAUCACAGCACUACUGAGUCAAGGUGGCAGGGGACUGGGAAACAAGCUUUGGACUGGGCUUAUCCUCGAUCCAGAACAUGGCUGGCAGUGGUCUAAUGGAGAGCCCUACCGUUAUCUGAAUUGGGACUCAGGACAUCCACUUUCCAGUCCAGGACAACUCUGUGGAAUUGCCAAUGGUGAGGUAAUGUACUCCUGGCAAAGUUCACUUUGCAACAAGAAACUGGGGUACAUUUGCUACAGUAAAGGGGUUGUGGCACGUCCUACCACAGCUGAUACGAGAGGAUUUUGUUCAAGGCCUUGGAUCCCUUACAAUAACCACUGUUUCCACCUCAAUCGUGCUAAGAAAAGUUGGUCUGAUGCUCAGAGAGAGUGCCGCAAAGAAGGAGGGGACCUAGUGAGUAUCCGCAAUGUGGAGGACCAAAGCUUUGUCAUCUCUCAACUUGGAUACGGACCCACUGAUGAACUUUGGAUUGGGAUGAAUGACAGGAAGAAAGAAGGGGUCUUUGACUGGAGUGACCACUCUACUGUCCGCUUCACCAGUUGGGAAUAUGAGUCACCAUCUAUCUCUACUGACCAAAAAGACUGUGUUCUCAUAAGAGGAAAGAUUGGAAACUGGGCUGACCGUGUGUGUGAGGAGAAACAUGGCUUCAUCUGUAUGAAAAUGGGUGACUCUGAACCCUCUGGAGAUGAAGUGGAUCAGAACUUAGGCUGCAAAAAUGGUUGGAAAAGACAUGGCUCCUAUUGCUACUCUGUAGGGACAAAGACAAAGACAUUUGAUGAAGCCAAAGAUGACUGCAAGAGUUCAGACUCUUAUUUGGCUGAUAUUUCAAAUGGGGUGGAUAAUGCGUUCCUUGUCAGUUUGGUGGGAUUGAGACCAGAGAAAUAUUUCUGGCUGGGGCUCUCAAAUCAGAGAAACAUUGAUGAAUUUGUGUGGACCAACACAGACAAUGUGAGAUUUACUCACUGGAAUGCUGAAAUGCCAGGUCACCAACAGGGCUGUGUUGCCAUGACAACUGGCAUUUUUGCUGGACUCUGGGAUGUGUUGCCCUGCACCAACAAAGAAAAAUAUAUUUGCAAACACCUGGCAGAAGGGGCAGUUUUAACCCCUGCUCCACCAACUGUUCUUCCUCCCAGCUGUGCAGAGGGUUGGUUUCCAAUUGGACCAGGAAACAAGUGUUAUAAGUAUUUUACAGAGUCCUCAAGAAUGACCUGGUAUGAGGCAAGAGAUUACUGCAGGGCAACUGGAGGAGACCUGCUCAGCAUCCACAGUGAGGCUGAGAUACAAACGAUACACGGCCAUAGUAAAGUCUGGAUUGGACUUAAUAUCCCUGACCCAAUCACUGGUUAUGUAUGGAGCGAUGGAUCCUCAGUAAACUUUCAACACUGGCAGGAUGGUGAGCCAAACAAUCAAAAUAAUGCGGAAUCUUGUGCUGAAAUGCAUGUAUUUAUGAAGAUGUGGGGCAGUACGUGGAACGAUGUGCCCUGUGAAAUGUACAAGGGAUUUCUGUGUCAGAUCCGUGCAGGAGUGACUCCAAAGACUCCAGACACUAUCAAUCCUGACGUUAAUAUUACCUCAGAUGGUUGGCUUGAAUGGAACGGGAAUCAGUAUUAUAUACAGGAAGAUAGACAGGCCAUGGAGGAUGCUCGUAAGUUCUGCCAAAAGAGGCAUGGUGACUUAGUAUCUAUCAACAGUGAAGCUGAACGUGUCUUUUUGUGGAAACAGAAGUCUAGAAGAUAUGGGACUUUUUGGAUAGGCCUUAAUGUGGAGCUUGAUGGAACAUAUGAGUGGAUGGAUGGCUCUCCAGUGGUGUUCCAAAAGUGGGCUGAAGGUCAGCCUGACUUCAAGAAUUAUGAUGAAAACUGUGCUAUUAUGAAUUAUUAUACUGGAUUCUGGCAUGAUUAUAAUUGUGGAAAUGAGUACGAGGCCAUUUGUAAACGUAGUGGCUCAACACCUGCCAACACCACUGUGGCACCCACAGUGCCUCCUAAAGGUGGCUGUCCGCCCCAAUGGAAAAAGUUUAACUCUAAGUGUUACAACAUCAUCAGUCAGAAAGUCACAUGGGAUGGAGCAAGGAAACAAUGCCAAGCAAUGGGUGGUAACUUGGCCUCUAUUCCCUCAAGACAUGUGAAUGUGUUUUUAAUGACUCAAAUGGCUGACACACCUACUACAGACCUUUGGAUUGGGCUUCAUGAUUUAUAUGAUACUGGAUUUUACUGGACUGAUGGGCAACCACGGUCAUAUUACAACUUUGAACAAAAAUGUGUUGUGCUCAAAAAUUCCUUACCUGGCCCUGGGAAAUGGAUAAAACAGUCCUGCAAUGAAACCAAUGGGUUUGUUUGUCAUCGAAGUAUUGAUCCAUCAUUCCCAGACUCAGCAGACCCACUGUUUACUGACUAUGUCAAAUUGGUUAAUGACUCCAUGAAGGUUGUUACUCAAAAUAUGACCUGGGCUGAAGCCAAGAGGCAUUGUGAGGGAGAUGGGGCCAAACUUGUUAGCUUAAAAGAUGAGUGGAAACAGGCCUAUGUUGAGCUGAUGGCUUUGAAUCUCCAAGCUCCUCUGUGGAUUGGACUGAACAAAAUGGAGACCGAUGGGUAUUUCAGAUAUAUUGAUGGCUGGCCCAUGACCUUCACUCGCUGGUAUUGGGGAGAACCAAGGAGCGACCGACCAUGUGUGUACAUUGAUGUGAAUGGAAAAUGGAAGACAGCUCUCUGCAAUCAGACCAUGAACAGUGUUUGCAUGAAGUCUACAGAUGUGCCACCAACAGAGUCAAGUGAAUUUCCAGGAGUUUGCCCUGAAAUCCCAAGUUUACCAUUUGGCCAGAAUGUUAUUUGGCAACCAUUUAAGGGUUAUUGUUAUAUAUUUUUCCCAGAUAUGAAACAGUGGCCAGAUGCAGCUGCUAAUUGUAUACAACAUGGAGGAACACUUGCCAGCAUUGAAGAUCCUGCUGAGCAAACAUUUAUUCAAAAGAGUUUGAAAAUAUUUGAAGACAGCUACACCUCUUUCUGGAUUGGCCUGUAUAAAACUAAAAAAGGAGCGUGGAUGUGGUUUGACAAAACAAUUAUGGACUACACUAACUGGGGUGUAGGUGGACCUGAUUAUCACAACUAUGGAGCAAUUAGUACUUCCAAUGGGACAUGGUGGCAACGCAGCCAGUACCAUGGUAGACCAUACAUUUGCAAAACACCCAAAGUAUUAGUACCAAAACCAUCACCAACACCAACAUCUGUGAUUGUUCAUCAUGGCCACGUGGCUUUGGCUGUUGUGCUGACCAUUUCUGGGAUUGCAUUGGGGGCAGUCAUCGCCUUCCUCCUCUUCAAGAAGUCGGGUCGUCACUUACCAAUUCUUGACAACUUGCAUGCAUUUGACAACCCACUCUUCUCCAACACUGACCGGUCCCAGUCUGAUCUAUUGGACACCAAUAAACUAGUAGAGAAUGCAGAGGAAGAGAGCCCUCAAGCUAUUACAACUAACGGAUUAAAAGUAUCAGACUCUAAUGAGUAACAUACUCUAUCAAGGGCUUGCGGUCACUGGCUUUCUCCUUUGUAUGGCCAUUGAUUCCAUGGUCUCUUCUGGAACGGGAUGGGCUUCAACAGAGAUGGCAGAACGUGGCUCUAAUAGCCGAAGCAGUUGUGUUUGAAAUCAUGAUGAAUCAUACAUGUUGUAAUGACUAAG
Messenger RNA from Scomber japonicus (chub mackerel), 4407 nucleotides. RefSeq names its product macrophage mannose receptor 1-like. NCBI's taxonomy places the organism in Eukaryota, Metazoa, Chordata, Actinopteri, Scombriformes, Scombridae. The coding region runs from base 1 to 4236 and encodes 1411 amino acids. The record is from RefSeq and is a predicted model, not a curated record. Gene Ontology annotation, molecular function: signaling receptor activity. The transcript is spliced from 30 exons.